Molecule: messenger RNA, 836 nt
Organism: Saccostrea cuccullata (small rock oyster)
Lineage: Eukaryota; Metazoa; Mollusca; Bivalvia; Ostreida; Ostreidae
Product: scoloptoxin SSD14-like
Exons: 6
Biological process (GO): glutathione catabolic process
Cellular component (GO): plasma membrane
Molecular function (GO): glutathione gamma-glutamate hydrolase
Source: RefSeq, a predicted model, not a curated record
UGAACAACUAAACGACACGGGAAUCUCACCUGUUUGUUGCAAAAUUUUGCUAGGUCAGAAUUUUUGUUUAGCGUUUGCUUAUGGUCAUAAAAAUGUAAAUACGGCCUUUUUUACUGACCAGGCAUUUGUUGUAAUGGGAUUUUUCUAUACAUAAAUUUAAAAGGAUUUUUAAAAGGCUUUGUGCUUGCGCUGGACAGCAGUGAGUAAAGGAAGGAAGUAAAGUCUAACAAAAUUUCAUUCAGAGUCAAAGGACAGUACACGACUUGCUGAGUCACGAUACAUUAUGGGGUCCAAAGAAAUGUCUCAAGGGCGUUUGAUAAUCAUCGCCACUUUUCUCAUCAUCGCCUGUAUUAUUGCCCUCGGACUUGGCCUCGGGUUUGUGCUAACUAGAGACAAGGAUUCCAGCCAAACACCUUGUGGAGAACAAGGGACGGAAUCGGGACCUUCCUCCACAGGGUCGCCACCCACCACCACCACCAAACCCGCUCCGGAGGGAACCCCAUCAAUCGAGGGUCAUUAUCGAUACGCUGCCAUUGCAUCCGAUACCGGAACCUGCGCACAAAUCGGCACAGAUAUCAUGGGCCGGCGACAAGGGUCCGUGGUAGAUGCUGCUAUCGCCACCAUUCUUUGUCAGUGUGUUGAUAACAGUCACAGUUGUGGUAUUGGAGGAGGGCAUUUCAUGACUGUAUACAAUAGGGCAAAUAACACAGCCUACACAAUCAUAGCCCGCGAGAUGGCGCCAGGGGGAGCUACAGAAGAAAUGUAUGUGCCAGAGAAUAAAUCUUCAACGGAAGGUUACCUGAGUCACUCAGGUAACCUACAGCAGCAGAACUGCA